ACUAUGAAGAAGAGUUCAUUCGUCGAGCCUGCCGUUCUCCUGAACGCGUUUGCUAUGACUCUGACCCUCCCGCUGACGGCGCAGUAUGUGUACCGGAGGAUAUGGGAAGGAACGGGUAACUACACCUUUGCUUCUGGUAGCAAUGUCUCUGAAUGUGAGCAAAACAAAAGCAACCCCAUCUUUGCAUUCCGGGAGGAAGUUCAGAAGAAGGUGUCCCUGUUCAGCCUGCAGGUGGAACUGAGCGGGUUGAUUCCUGGCCUGCUGUCCACGUUCAUGCUUUUGUCCAGCAGCGACAACCACGGGCGGAAAUUCCCCAUGGUUCUCUCAUCUCUGGGCUCUCUGGGAAGCAGCGUCUGGCUGUGUGUGCUGUCCUACUUUGACCUCCCCCUCCAGCUACUGAUGGCAUCCACCUUCAUCGGUGCCCUCUUUGGGAAUUACACCACGUUUUGGGGAGCUUGCUUUGCCUACAUUGUGGAUCGGCAUAAAGAGUACAAGCGGAGGAUCAUUCGGAUAGCCGUCCUGGACUUUGUGCUCGGAGUCACCACCGGGCUGACGGGCCUGGCGUCUGGCUAUUUUAUCCGAGAACUGGGCUUCGUGUGGUCCUACUUCAUUGUCGCCGUGGUCCUUAUGGUCAACCUGACCUACAUUUCCUUUUUCCUCAGUGACCCCAUAAAGGAGUCUUCGUCUCAGAUUGUCACUCUGUCCUGCAGCGAAAGCAUCAAGGAUCUAUUUUACCGGACUUACAUGCUUUUUAAGAAUGGCUCCAGCAAGCGACGGGCUCUGCUCUGCCUGCUGAUCUGCACCAUCGUUGUCUAUUUCUUUGUGAUAAUGGGCAUGUCCCCAAUCUUUACACUUUACGAGCUGGCCUCUCCGCUCUGUUGGAAUGAGGUCUACAUCGGCUACGGCUCGGCUCUGGGCAGCGUCUCCUUUCUGAGCAGCUUCCUCGGCAUCUGGCUCUUUUCGUACUGCCUGGAGGAUAUCUACAUUGCGUUCAUCGGCAUCUUCACCACGAUGCUGGGGAUGGUGCUGGCUGCUUUCACCAGGACCACCCUGAUGAUGUUUCUGGUAAGGAUACCGUUCUUCUUCACCAUCAUGCCGCUUUCUGUGCUGAGGUCCAUGCUGUCGAAGGUGGUCCACUCGACCGAACAAGGUGCGUUGUUUGCUUGCAUUGCUUUCUUAGAAACCCUUGGUGGAAUCACUGCAACCUCUGCAUAUAAUGGGAUUUAUUCUGCCACUGUCGCCUGGUACCCUGGCUUCAUCUUUCUGCUGUCUGCUGGCCUCCUGGUCCUUCCAGUCAUCAGUCUCUGGUAGGUGCCUCUCAUCAUCUUAGCAAAGGGCACGUGCUUUAAAACACUCAGUUCUAGCGCUGCCAGCAAAAUGGCACAGACGCUUGACAAUUUGCCCCAGAGGAUGUCUUCCUCAAGAAUCACU
Molecule: messenger RNA, 1431 nt
Organism: Acomys russatus (golden spiny mouse)
Lineage: Eukaryota; Metazoa; Chordata; Mammalia; Rodentia; Muridae
Gene: Slc46a3
Product: solute carrier family 46 member 3
Exons: 4
Coding region: 4-1311 (435 amino acids)
Biological process (GO): vacuolar transmembrane transport
Cellular component (GO): lysosomal membrane
Molecular function (GO): transmembrane transporter activity
Source: RefSeq, a predicted model, not a curated record